AUGGGCCGUGUCAUGCCAGAAGCCGUUCAAGACACACGAUACUUCAGCCCACUCGGCAGUGGAUUUGGAUCUGAGUCUUGGAACUUUGGAAGUCGUGCCGUGCCAAGAGUGGCAGAAGUUGGCGCCAUUCCACUACGAGGAUUGAGUUCUGCUGGUGUUGCACGCAAAGGGCCAAUGGCUUUAUCCGUACAAUUGAGAUUCAUAGAGUCUUGCGUUGCUUUCUUUCCAAAGGGAGUCAAGGUGAAAUCGCUAAUAAGAUUGAUGAUUUUGAUGAUCCUUGGCGGUAUCUCGCUGGCUGGCCCUGAGUCGCGCGCAGUUGUGCAGGGUGCAGCGGGCGCCGCUUGUAUCCGUACUGGCGAGAUAGAGAACAGAGUUCGAGCCUCUGGCAACUGGUUCUGGGCGUCUCCAUUCUCCAGCGUUCAAAAGCUGCCAUCCAACUGGGAAAGGUGA
Colletotrichum paranaense is the source of this 450-nucleotide messenger RNA. RefSeq lists its product as uncharacterized. The record is from RefSeq and is a predicted model, not a curated record. The coding region runs from base 1 to 450 and encodes 149 amino acids. The transcript has 4 exons. Lineage: Eukaryota; Fungi; Ascomycota; Sordariomycetes; Glomerellales; Glomerellaceae.